Messenger RNA from Oncorhynchus keta (chum salmon), 6920 nucleotides. RefSeq names its product mitotic deacetylase associated SANT domain protein a (gene mideasa). Bases 771 to 4040 code for a protein of 1089 amino acids. The record is from RefSeq and is a predicted model, not a curated record. Gene Ontology annotation, cellular component: histone deacetylase complex; transcription regulator complex. The transcript has 13 exons. Gene Ontology annotation, molecular function: transcription corepressor activity. NCBI's taxonomy places the organism in Eukaryota, Metazoa, Chordata, Actinopteri, Salmoniformes, Salmonidae. Gene Ontology annotation, biological process: regulation of transcription by RNA polymerase II; negative regulation of DNA-templated transcription.
UAUCAGUGAAUGCAAUAGAGCCAAUGCAUUUGACAGACAGAUCUAUGAAAAAUACGCAAAUAACCAAAUGUACUUGACAUUUUGAUCAUACCCAACGGAAUCAGUGGUUUAUGUACGUUACACACUCGAUGCGGGGAGAAAGUUGCUGGACAUGUUUUCCUGAAAGUGUGUUAUUAUUUCACCGUGUGCAACAUUGUAGCCACUGUACUUACAUGGAUUUGUGGUUGAACAACAAAUAUCCCAAAUCCCGUGUUUGAAUGGUUUCGAUGCAAGUUGUUUACUCUAUGGCCUGAAGAAAAGUUGUCGAACUCGAAGUAAAUGUUAUCUGUUGCGCACGAUCCCGUAGUGGAGCUGCAUACGUUCGACUUUGGCCCAAAGGAAAUUGGCUCCGUAGAACUCGCUGUCAUAUACAUAAAAUGAUAUUGAAACAGGCCCCACACAUGAAUGAGGGACAUCUGGGGAUCCAGGGCCGCCGUGACCCUUAACAGCAGCAAACUUCUUCAGAUCUGACUUGAGGGAGGAGGUGUGUGUUCUCCGCCCUCUACUCUUUCCUGUAGGACUUAUGUUUCCUCCCGAGUCCCUCUGUUCUCACCGUUAAACAAAGCAGGACACAACGGUCCCAGACCGAGGCAGUGUAGGCAGAAAUACUUGGCCUCGUCCUUGUUUUUUACUCAAGUGACUGGGGAUAUAUAUAAAGGAUAUAUAUAUAUAUAUAAAGGACCUCAACUUUUUUACCCGCUGUUUUUUUUUUUUAGCUUGAUGAUUAUAGUAUGAGUCAUCCUCCCCAGCAGAAAGUGAUCCCUGAUAAGAGUGGGGGCAAACAUCGGGCUGCAGCUGCCAUGAAGGAGCCCACAGUGCAGCACGCGGGGGAUGUCUUCUAUGGCGGUAUGGGCCCCCCGGCUCUGGAGUCUGCUCACAGGGUAGGGGAGCCUGGAGGCCACGGCUCUGGGGUCUUCAACCCAGAGAAGGGGCCCCAAAGUCGUGCACACUAUCAGCAGACUGCCUCUGUCAAAUGGAUGCACCAGGACCACAUCCAAGCUGCUGGCUGGUCUCAGGAUGCUUCCGGGCCCCUGCCAACCAAUUCAUGGGGGCAGAACUUUAGCCCGUAUAUGGACGGCUUGAACAACGUUAGGGUCCAGAUGGCCUUCCCCAAAGGGAGCCACGAUGAAGGAGCUGCUCUGCAAAUGGGGCCAGCAGAGAAACAGGCUCCAGGUUCCAUGGAGGUUUACAGGGAGGCAACCCAAGCUCAAGCCCAGGCUAGGGGCUUAGAGUGGGGGCAGCAAGCUGCGGCAGCCGCCAUGCGUCAAGCCCAGCUCCAGGCCUUCCAGCAGGGCCAUAAGGGUGUAGAUCUCCAGGCUCAGCCCCCCCAUGCCCCCUCCUCUCACCCCACCAUGCAACCAGGGUCCUUGAUGCAGCCCAUCCAGCUGGCGUUCGGACCCACCAAACAGCACCUUUCAUCUGGGUACUACCCAGUGUUCCAGGGGGGCACCAAGGCCAUGCCCAACCUGAGCUACAACGAGCAGCCAAAAACCCAACAACAACACCAACUGAUGCAGCUUCAGAUGCAACAGCAGCAACAACAACAGCAGAAGCAGCAACAACAGUUACAUCAGCAGCAUCAUCAACAACAACAACAGCACCAGUUGCAGCAACAGCUCCAGCACCAAAUACAACAGCAUCAGAUCCAACUGCAGCUGAAUCAGCAGUAUCACAAGCAGCAAAUACAACAGGAGCAACGGCAACAAAUGCACCAGCAGCAGCUUCAACCGCCACACAGUUUACCACCGCAGGAAAUACUGCAGCCGCAGUCUCAGCAAAAGCAGCAGCCAAACCAACACUUCCUGAGUUAUAACCAGCCCCCUGACAACUGUCCGUCUAGAGCUAGCCCCUCAACCCCUCAGAAGGACAUGCCUCUGUCUGUGGAGAAUCAGGGACAGGGACAUACACUGGAUGUAGAGACCCCGUCCGCUGACCCAUCAAGCACAUCCUCCGACCCCUGCCCCCCAAAACUCACAUCAGACCCCAUGUCACCCUCAGACGCAUCUCCGGCUGCCCCGCGUCGCUCCCGCCGCCUCUCCAGAGACGGUCUAUCACCACUCGUGGACCCUCCCUCACUAUCCCCCUGGAACCAGACCUUCAGAGAGGUACCCCAGAACGGUGUGGUAGCCAGACGAGAAGGGGGGGGAACACAGGGGCCGACUGGGGGGGUUAUCCAGAGUACGCGCCGGAGGAGGAGGGCGUCGAAAGAGAUCAACUUGGAGACUCUGGCCCAGAAGGCUUCCGAGAGGGAAUCACUGCCCUCCUCCAAGAUGGCCAAGCAGGGGGAGGGUCUUAUGGGCAGACAAGCUGGUAUGGUGCCCCUGGUUAUCCCCGUGUCUGUGCCAGUGCGCCAGGGUCAGACAGGCCCUCCGGGCCAGCACGCCCUGCUCCCACCCCAGCCCCAACACAAGCCCUCGGUCAUUGUAGCGAGCCGCCGCUCACUGAGGAAGUCCCUCUCGGAGAGCUUCAGCCAGGACGGGGAGGGCGAUGCUGGUCAGGACGACGAUGGGAAAUUGGCCAAGCACAAAUGGCGGCCUCGUCCCGAGCCCCUCUUUAUCCCGCCACCCAAACUGGCUACGUUCAUCGCCCCCUCAGUCUACUCCGCCAUCACUCCCUACCAGAGCCACCUGCGGUCGCCCAUCCGCCUGCCCGACCACCACUUCACCCUGCCGCCCUACACCCCGCCGCCCAUCCUGUCGCCGGUGCGCGAAGGCUCUGGUCUCUACUUCUCCACCUUCCUGUCUUCUAUCGCCGCCAGCAACCAGACCCUGCAGCCGCCACCCAACACGCCCAAGUCGGCCUCGCGCAGCCUUCUGCGAUCCACCAGCUCUACAGACAUCACGCCCCCAGUCCUCCCUUUGAUCACCGACGCCACACCUGUCAGCUUUGAACCGCGUAUUAACAUUGGCCUGCAGUACCAGGCGGAGGUACCAGAGCUGCAGUGUGACCGCUCGCUGACCCAGUGGGACCAGCACAAGGCUGACCUGGUCUGGCUCCCCAUGAAGGCGUCCCUGCUACGCCACGCAGAGCAGGAGACCGUGGACGACCUGAUGAGCUUGGCCUGCUCCAGCGCUCUGUAUGGCGGUGGCACCAAUCAGGAGCUGGCCCUCCACUGUCUGCAUGAGUGCGGGGGAAAUGUCCUUGAGACCCUGGCGUUCCUGCUGCUCAAGGAGCCCGUUUUCUCUGAUGGCCACCACCUGGCAGACUAUCACUACUCAGGAUCAGACAGUUGGACUCCCUCAGAGAAGCGCUUCUUCAAUAAAGGCAUCUCUACCUACAGGAAGGACUUCUUCAUGGUGCAGAAACUGGUGCAAACAAAGACAGUGGCCCAAUGUGUGGAGUUUUACUACAUGCAUAAGAAACAGGUGAAGAUCAGUCACAGUGGAAGCGUUACCUACGGACCUGCAGAGUCCCCAGCAGAUAGACACACAGAGGCAGUAGUGGAUUUUAAGAGCUCUCAGGGAUCAAAACCAAGUCAGGAAGAAGUUGACAGGAAGUGGGAAGGGUCAUGUGACAGGGGUCAAGAUUGCAACCAGUCCAGGGUUACUCAGACACUACAGGCUCACGACAAUACAGGAGCAGUGCUAGGGCGCAGGGACCAGGAUGCUGUACACAAGGUUGGUCCUCCCCAUCCAACCCUUCCCUCUGCAGCCAGAAAACCUCGUCCCGAGGCGGGGAAGAAGAGCCGAGCGCCCCCAAAGCCCCCCGGCGACCCAGAGGGCGUGUUCCCCUGCAAGAAGUGUAGCAGGGUGUUCUUCAAGGUGAAAAGCCGCAGCGCCCACAUGAAGAGCCACGCUGAGCGGGAGAAGAAGGAAGCUGCACUCAAACUCAAAGAGGAGGAGGAGCAGCGAGCGGUUGAGGCGGAGGCACGGGCCAGGGAGGCAGCAGAGGUUAUGCAGAAUGGGAACGGGAGUGGGAAUGGAGCAGGAGAACAGGAUGAGGUCAGUGAUGAGGAUGUGCCUUCAGAGACAGAAGAUGAAAAGGACGAGGACUGGCAGUGAGAGAGGGGAGGAGGGAGGGGGGGCUUGAGAGGGAAUGAAAGACAUAUCCCACUCCCGGAAAAACAAACGAGUACAAAUAAUCUUUGUACCUGAAACAAUGAGAUUGAGGAUGGAGGUGUUCCAGGUCAUCAUUACAGAUGUGCUGCACAGACGAUCAGAUCUUACAACACCCAGGGAGGUGUUGAGUCUAAGGAACCACAUAUACAGUGCCUUCAGAAAGUAUUCAUACCCCUUGACUUAUUCCACAUUUUGUUGUGUUACAACCUGAAUUCAAAAUGGAUUACAUUUAUUUUUCUCACCCGUCUACACACAAUACCCCAUAAUAACUAAGUGAAAACAUGUUUUCAAAUGUGUUGAAAAUGAAAUACAGAAAUAUCUCACUCACAUAAGUAUUUUCAGUUCUGAGUCAAUACAUGUUAGAAUUACCUUUGGCAGUGAUUACAGCCUAGUCUUUCUGGGUAAGUCUCUUAGAGCUUUACACACCUGGAUUGUACAAUAUUUGCACAUUCUUAAAAAAAUUAUUCAAUCUCUGUCAAGUUGGUUGUUGCUCAUUACUAGACAGCCAUUUUCAGGUCUUGCCAUAGAUUUUCAAGCCGAUUUUAAGUGAAAACGGUAACUAGGCCACUCAGGAACAUUCAAUGUCGUCUUGGUCAGCAACAGGUUAUUGUCCAGCCUCUCUCUCUAGGAUGUUGCCUGUGCUCAGCUCUAUUCUGUUUAUUGUCCAGCCUCUCUCUCUAGGAUGUUGCCUGUGCUCAGCUCUAUUCUGUUUAUUGUCCAGCCUCUCUCUCUAGGAUGUUGCCUGUGCUCAGCUCUAUUCUGUUUAUUGUCCAGCCUCUCUCUCUAGGAUGUUGCCUGUGCUCAGCUCUAUUCUGUUUAUUGUCCAGCCUCUCUCUCUAGGAUGUUGCCUGUGCUCAGCUCUAUUCUGUUUAUUGUCCAGCCUCUCUCUCUAGGAUGUUGCCUGUGCUCAGCUCUAUUCUGUUUAUUGUCCAGCCUCUCUCUCUAGGAUGUUGCCUGUGCUCAGCUCUAUUCUGUUUAUUGUCCAGCCUCUCUCUCUAGGAUGUUGCCUGUGCUCAGCUCUAUUCUGUUUAUUGUCCAGCCUCUCUCUAGGAUGUUGCCUGUGCUCAGCUCUAUUCUGUUUAUUGUCCAGCCUCUCUCUCUAGGAUGUUGCCUGUGCUCAGCUCUAUUCUGUUUAUUGUCCAGCCUCUCUCUCUAGGAUGUUGCCUGUGCUCAGCUCUAUUCUGUUUCUUGUAAUCCUAAAAAUAAAAAUCAACUCCCUAGUGACAAGUUUAUCCAUAACAUGAUGCAGCCACCACCAUGCUUGAAAAUAUGAAGUGGUACUUAGUGAUGUUUUGUUGGAUUUGCCCCAAACAACACUUUGUAUUCAGUACAAAGUUAAUUUCUUUGCCACAUUUCUUGCAGUUUUACAAUAGUGCCUUAUUGCAAACAGGAUGCAUGUUUUUGGAAUAUUUUUAUUCUGUACAGGCUUGCUUAUUUUCACUUUGUCAUUUAGGUUAAUAUUGUGGAUUUACUAUAAUGUUGUUGAUCCAUCCUCAGUUUUAUACUAUCACAGCAAUUAAACUCUGUAACUGUUUUAAAAUCACCAUUGACCUCAUGGUGAAAUCCCUGAUCAGUUUCCUUCCUCUCCGACAACUGAAUUAGGAAGGACGCAUGUGUCUUUGUAGUGACUGGGUGUACAACAUCCAAAUUGUCUUCAAUAACUUGCUCAAAGGGAUGUUCAAUGUCUACAUUUAUUUAAAUGUUUAACCAUCUACCAAUAGGUGCCAUUCGUUGCGUUGGAAAAACCUCCCGGGUCUUUGUUGUUCAAUCUGAGUUUGAAAUUCACUGCUCCACUGAGGGACCUUACAGAUAAAUGUGUGCGUGGGGUGCAGAGAUGAGGUUGUCAUUCAAAAAUCAUGUUUAACCCUUAUUGCACACAGAGUGAGUCCAUACAACUUAUGUGACUUGUUAAGCACCUUUUUACUCCUGAACUUAUUCAGGCUUUCCAUAAUAAAGGGGUCGAAUACUUAUUGACUCAACACAUUUCAGCUUGACAUUUCAGUUUGAAUUAUUUGUGAAAAUGUCUAGAAAUAUCAGUCCACUUUGACAUUGAGGCAUUGUAUGUGUGUGUAAGCCAGUGACACAAAAUCGAAAUGAAAUCCAUUUUAAAUUCAGGCUGUAACAACAAAAUGUGGAAAAAGUCAAGGGGUGUGAAUACUUUCUGAAGGCUCUGUAUAUGAUUUAGCAAACUUCAGAAAUGCCCGGUGCGACCUGCAAUGUCCACUUUGUCUCACAUCAGUGCCACAACUUGACUUGUUUUUAAUUGCUUUUCCAACUCCACAUAUUUCAAACCAUUUUUUUUGUGUUUGUUUUUCACAAGGAAAUGUGAAAUGAUUUGUAAAUGCACUGUAUUAUAUUCUACUGCUUUUGCCGAUCUCACUUCUUUUAUAUCACUUUAAUUGAAUAUCUAUAUUGGAAUAUCUAUUUUGCUAUUAUUGGAAUAUCUAUAUUGUUAAUUCUUUGUGUGGACUAUAGAUCUAAUGUUUGUUCUUAAUAGUUUGUACACAUCGGCCGUUUAAACAAACUAGCUAUACUCUGUGGAUACCUGUUUGUGCUUACUAAAUCAUGAUCAAAGAGAUUUUUCACUUUGAUAAUAUCCACCUGUGUUCUAAAAUUGGGGCUAAUGUAGAUAUCACCUUGUAUGAAUUCUUCGUAACUUUUUUAAAGGAAAAUAUUGUGGGGACAUUUUUAAGAAUUGUCAGCAAACUCUAAGGUUGAAUUGCACAUUUUAAACUACAAAGGGACCUUUAACAUCAAAUGUGUGUGUUUUGUGUAUAAAAAAUGUUUAUUAAAAAGUAAUAUACUGUACCUCUAUACAAAAAA